Nicotiana attenuata is the source of this 1350-nucleotide messenger RNA. Its product is annotated as remorin. The transcript has 4 exons. Bases 715 to 1302 code for a protein of 195 amino acids. NCBI's taxonomy places the organism in Eukaryota, Viridiplantae, Streptophyta, Magnoliopsida, Solanales, Solanaceae. The record is from RefSeq and is a predicted model, not a curated record.
UAGUUGCAAAGAUUCUGCACAUUAUAUAUAUAUACAUAUAUAUAGAGUCUUGUUUUCUGUGAUUGAACUAAUACUAAAGCUGGCUGUACAAGAGUUUCUUACAACAGAAAAUCAAAUGUUAGUAUUUGCUUUGAAAUUAGCAGUUUCUGGUUAAAAAAGGUCUACAUGAAUUUGAGGUAGUGACAAUAUUGAAAACAGCAAAUGAAACAUCUGGUUUAAGUAAACAAUGUUAACAGUCCUUUCUCAAAAAUAGAAACAAAUUGAAGGCUUAUUAGUCCUGUUUGGUUCUUGAUUUUCAAGAUUUUUCAAUCAAUUGUUUCUAAUCUGUAGCUGGUACAAUUGACAUCAAGGCCGACUUUGCUUUGGACUCAACAACUAGUCCAGAGUUUAUUCGAGUCAUUUGACAUUAUCGAGCUGUUGUGUCCUAGAAGGGGACAAGUCAGGAGUAUUAUUGCUGGAUCAUUGAAGAUUCUACCACAUUGAGCUUGAAUAUCUUUAAUAUCCGCGCCUCAGCCUAACGAAUAUUUAUUUAUUUUUCUUCAUUUUAAUUAUUUUUCAACUGUAAUUUCUUGUAUUUUCAUUAACCACUUUUGAAGCCAAGAAAACACAUAUACAAGGUUUUGAUCCAGGCUAUUGAAUAUAAGGGGGAAUUCAGAAAGUUUUAAUUGCCCUAUUAUUGUUAGCAAAACACCAGAACAGGUACCAGCUAGAUAAAUGAGAAAAAAUUAUUAUGAUUUUGGUGAUGGAGAAAUUGCAGCAGCAAUUGCAGCUUCUGCAUUUGCUAUAUAUUCCCUUGAAGAAAAUGCUGGCUCUCAAUAUCAGACAAAAACGAGAGGACCCGUUCGGCCUGCAGAAGCAGCUCCAACGAAAAGGCCACCGAUGCCAAAUGGUAAAAUGUCACCAGCAAUAACGACCAUAACUCCUGCUGCUAAUGAUAAAAUUCAAAAUGAAAUUUCAAGAGGAAACAGAAAGGCUGAAAACAAAGCUGAUGCUUGGGAGAAAGCUCAGACCGCGAAAAUAAGGAAGCGACAUGAUGAACUGCUUUCUGCACUUCUUGCUUGGGAGAAUGAAAAGAAGAUGAUAGCAAAACAACAAAUGGAAAGGAGAAAGAAUCAAUUGGAGCUUGCUAUGAAAAGGAACUUGCAGCAUUACAAAAAUAAACUAGCAAGGAUUGAUCAGAUUGCUAAAGGAGCAAGAACACAAGCAGAAGAAAAAAGAAGAUAUGAAGAAUCUAUUGUGAAAGAAAAAUCAAAUAAGAUUAGAUCAACAGGAAGCGUCUCUGUUAAAUGUUACUGCUUCUAAGUGUAAAAAAGUAUGAGAUCUGAAUAUGAAAAUUGAAAUCCACUGAAA